Syngnathoides biaculeatus (alligator pipefish) is the source of this 3637-nucleotide messenger RNA. RefSeq names its product UDP-glucuronosyltransferase-like. The transcript has 5 exons. NCBI's taxonomy places the organism in Eukaryota, Metazoa, Chordata, Actinopteri, Syngnathiformes, Syngnathidae. The record is from RefSeq and is a predicted model, not a curated record. Gene Ontology annotation, molecular function: UDP-glycosyltransferase activity. Bases 66 to 1649 code for a protein of 527 amino acids.
CCAGCAAAGGUUGCGAAGGGCUCUUCCUCUAUUUUGGCGACUUUUGCAGCGAGGGAGAGAAGGCGAUGUGUGUCAGGGUGUGGUUUUCUGGACUGGGACUGCUGGCUGGGCUCUUUUGUUCCAUUCUGGGAUCCGCAGAUGGGGGGAAGGUCCUGGUAAUGCCAGUAGACGGGAGUCACUGGCUGAGCAUGAAGAUCUUGGUGAAGGAGUUGACCCACAGAGGACACGAGGUGGUGGUUUUGGUGCCCGAGACCAGUCUGCUGAUCGACAGCAAAGAGGACUACAGGACUCAGGUUUACAAAGUCCCCUACAGCAAAGCCGAACUCGAUGGAUCAUUUACGCAGCUCACGGAGAGCAUCUUCAUCAAGUCGCCGGUGUUUAAAGACCUGUUUUUCAACAUAAAGCUUGUGGUGAACUUUACAACGUUCCAGGAAAAAGGUUGUAGAAGUCUCCUCGACCAGCAGCUUCUGCUGAGUCAGCUGAGGGGUGAAGCCUUCGAUCUGGUGCUGACAGACCCUUUUCUCCCGUGCGGCUCCGUCCUGGCUCAGAUCUUUGGCAUCCCGGCUGUUUACUUCCUCCGCGGACUUCCCUGUGACUUAGAUUCCAAGGCUAACCGCUGCCCCGUUCCGUUGUCUUAUGUUCCCAAAUUCUACUCUGGUCACACAGAUGUCAUGACUUUCACAGAGAGGGUCAAAAACAACAUUAUGGGUCUGGCGGAGUCUUAUGUGUGUCAGCUCAUGUAUGCCCACUUUGACGAGCUGGUCAGCGAUUAUGUGGAGGAAGGCAUGACCUACAUGAAACUGUUGAGCCAUGGCGCUAUUUGGCUCCUGAGGUACGACUUUGUCCUGGAGUGGCCCAAACCGGUGAUGCCCAACAUGUUUUUUAUUGGCGGUAUCAAUUGCGCAAAGCAGCAACCCCUUCCUGCGGAUUUGGAGGAGUUCGUCGAAGGGUCAGGGGAUGAUGGUUUUAUCGUCUUUACUUUGGGCUCCAUGGUGUCCAAAAUGCCGCAGGAGAAAGCGCAACAAUUCCUUGAAGCCUUUCGCCAGAUUCCACAGAGGGUUUUGUGGCGAUACACUGGAGUUGAACUUAAGAAUGUGCCAAAGAAUGUGAAACUGAUGAAGUGGCUACCUCAGAAUGAUCUUUUAGCUCACCCCAAGGCCAAAGCGUUCCUCACCCACGGAGGGACCCACGGUAUCUAUGAAGGCCUCUGCAACGCCGUUCCCAUGCUCAUGUUUCCACUGUUCGGAGAUCAGGCGGACAACGUUCACCGCAUGGUGGUGCGUGGGAUUGCCGAGACGCUCAGCAUGCACGAUGUGAAGACAGACGAACUGCUGGUGGCUCUCAAAAACAUUAUCAACAACAAACAUUAUAAAGAAAAGAUGGUGAAAUUGUCCGCGAUACACCUGGACCGCCCUGUUCAGCCUUUGGACCUGGCUGCCUUCUGGACCGAGUUUGUGAUGAGACACAAAGGAGCAGCGCAUCUGCGCGCAGCGGCACACGAUUUGAACUGGGUCCAAUACCACAGCCUGGAUGUCGUCGCUUUCCUGCUCACUGUGGUUGUGACUGCUCUGUGGGUGACGCUUAAGUGCUGCUUGUUCUGCACCCGCAAGUGUUGCACAAAGGGGACUGCAAAGAGGAAAUCCGAGUAAAAAUUCUGUCACAUGUAAGUGAGAUGUAAAGUUCUGUGACUAUUUGAAUGUUGGAUGAAUGGAUGUGUGUGUUGUAUGUGUGCUGGCAACAUUUUAAGAUGAUCUUAAAAAUGGAAUAAUUUUUUACUUAAAUCGCCAAACUAAAUCUUGCUGUCAUUUGAAGGGUUUGAUCCUGAAGAAAAUUGAUGAGGUCGAUUCCGAGACUGCCCUCAUUCUUGAAAGACAGUAAAUAAAGUCACUCUUGUUGAGCUCGUGAAGAACUUUUACAAUUCUCUUUUGGGCUUAAGGCUUUUACUUUCACCUCUAUUUGUUAAAAAGCAGGAAUAUGGAAAGUGAAAUCCAAAUGAAGUGAUUAAUUAAACACCAAUGUUAGACAAAAACCAUUUACAAAUGUAAUUACAAAUCUUAAUGUUCAUUCACAAUUCAAAUUUCAGAACAGGUAGACAAUCAUAAUGGGCAUUUUCUUAGUACCAUAUUUGACCACAGCAUAUGUGAGAAGACAAACUGCAAAUUUAACUCUGGCCUUCUAUUAAGCCGUCACAUGAAAUUAAAACAUAAAAGCAUGAAAAUGCAUUCCUAUAUACAUUUUUGAACAAUUUUCGGACAGCCAGUGCUCAACCUGCUCAGCAAUCAUUACUGCAUCUUCCCUGUUUGAGUGACUAGUGUAAGUAUUUUAAUGUAUAUUAUUAUUCUCCUCAGGGAUCAACAUAUAUUAAUUUUCCCAUAUAGUGUUGGCAAAGAUCUUGGCUUUUGACUUUUCCCUUCGUUGUCCUGUUUUUGCAGGUUCCAUUAAUCACUAUUGCACUCUCAUGAGGAAAUGACUCUCUUCUGUGUUAAUUUUUGGCAACAACCAGACACUGAAAUAAAUAAAAAAAGAAAAAAACUGAAAAUACAGUACAAUAUACAAUAUCAAUGGCUUUUUUCUUUAAUGCAAGUUACAAUUACACAAUUUUUUUGUAGGACAGCUACCAAAACAUCUCAGUACAAUUUUGUCAUGAGUAACUAAAUGCAGUACAGGGUUUGCUCCUUCCUUUAAUUUGAUUUGUAGUUAAAUUAUUUUUUGGAGGACAUCUGCCAAAACAUCUGAGUAGUAUUACAUGAUGAGUAAAGGAUUCAUACGCCACCCCAAAACAUCAGCUUUAUAAGUAGUGCAGUACAGUAGUCUCCUUAAUUUAUCUCACACAUACAGACAGAUACAUUUGAAUUCUUUAGAAUAUUGUUGUGACCCGAGCUUUACAUAUAAAUAUUUAAAACUUAUGAUGAUGAUUAAGAAGCUUUAAAAAGACAUCUCAAUUUAACUGAGAGUUCAUACAUUCAUGAUGAAUAUUCUGAAAGUGAUCGUCACAUCGUCCAGGAGAGGGAACCAAACACUAAAAUCCAGCCGCGUUCUCAGCUUUUUGACACAGUGUGUCGAAUGACGUCACCUCGCCAUGUCGCUUUAAACAUGGUGCCGAUAAAGUUAUUUUUAAUUUCAUGUUUAUCACAUAAGUUUGACACUAAAAUGUAAAUAAAGUUUGGAGUUGUGAGGUCCAGUACACUGUAUUCCUCAAACUGUAUUUCUGUUACAUGGAACCCUGAACCAAGUCCAAGGUCAUUGCGUUCAUCAAAGCAAAGCAGAGGCGGGGAGAGUCAGAUGACAAUAAGGGGGAGGGGGGGGGGGCAAUUGCUUCAUGCAUUGAAUGGAUACUGCAGGUACAGAUUUAAAUGUCCAUAUUGACCACGUUUAUAGUAAAAUGAACAAUUGCUCAAGUUACUGAUGUUGGUGUGAACUAUUUGUGGGUUUCUUGCUUGAGAUAAGAGUUUUGAAUCUCAAGAGUCGAGUGUGCGAGUUUUGCAAAUCUCCCUAUAACGUGAUAUUUGCGGUAUUCUGAUUUUCCUUGUGUAAGUGAAUGCAUUGUCAGAAACACAAAGUUAGCGAGGCUGGAGAAGCUGAGGCAACACCAUGACGCUGGUGAAAAGCUUUUUUGUGGAAAACAGUUAAAAUAAAA